CGGCCGGCUGUUGGGAAACACACGCGCGCGGGUUCGCACGUCCACGGCGCGGCGCGGGCACAAAUGGGCGCGCGUGCGCAGAGCUGAUCGCGGGCCGAGCCGUGGCACAGCUCGGGUGUCGGCAUGUGAACGUGCGUGUGACAGUUCGGGCUGGUUUCUGGCCGCUUGUGAAGUUUCCGUCCUCUCUAGCGCACCGGAGAUCACCGUUCUUGUUGUUUGAUUCUCGCGAAGGAAAAAAAAAAAAACCUUCAGCAAAGUCUUCGUCCUGGAAGCGCGGGCCUGGAAUGGCGUCGUGGCGCCGCGGCCGCAGGAGGCGCCCGCGGCGGAGGUCGGCGUCGGGAGUGUGACGAUGGGGCGCGUGCCGCGGGGGUGACGACCCCGCCACAGCGGCAGGGACCAUGACUCCGGCGCCCCGCCGGUCGCCGCUCACGCUUGUGCUGGUCGCCGCGGCGCUGGGCGCCCUCGCGUCGGCAGCGAGGACCGCCGAGUUCGUCAAGGGGAAGAAGUUUCGGCCAGGCGGCCUUCUGGAAGCGCCCUACCAGAAGCGAGUCUGCAUCGGCACCAACGGCCGCAUGUCGGUGCCGUCGAACCGCGAGCACCACUACCGCAACCUGCGCGACCGCUACACCAACUGCACGUACGUGGACGGCAACCUGGAGCUGACGUGGCUGCAGGACGAGCACCUGGACCUCAGCUUCCUGCAGCACAUCCGCGAGGUCACCGGCUACGUGUUCAUCUCGCACGUGGACGUGAGCCGCGUCGUGCUGCCUCGCCUGCAGAUCAUCCGCGGCCGCACCGUCUUCAAGCUCAGCAUCUACGAGGAGGAGUUCUCGCUGCUCGUCACGCUCUCCAAGAUGCACAACCUGGAGAUGCCGGCUCUCAGAGACAUCCUGGGCGGGAGCGUCGGCCUGUUCAACAACUACAACCUCUGCCACAUCCGCACCAUCAACUGGACCGAGAUCAUCACGGGCAGGAACGCGAGCUACGUGUACGUGUACAACUUCACGUCGCCGGAGCGCGACUGCCCGCCCUGCGACCCCAGCUGCGAGAAGGGCUGCUGGGGGGAGGGCCCCCGCAACUGCCAGAAGUUCUCCAAGGUGAACUGCAGCCCGCAGUGCUACCAGGGCCGCUGCUACGGCUCGGAGCCGCGCGAGUGCUGCCACCUGUUCUGCGCGGGCGGCUGCACGGGCCCCAAGCAGAGCGACUGCCUCGCGUGCCGGGAGUUCUACGAUGACGGGGUCUGCACCCAGGAGUGCCCGGCGAUGCAGAGGUACAAUUCCAUCACCUACUCGUGGGAGACUAACCCGGAUGGGAAAUUCGCCUACGGCGCUACGUGUGUCAAGAAGUGUCCCGAGCAUCUCCUGAAGGACAACGGAGCCUGCGUGCGGAGUUGCCCUCACACUAAGAUGGCUGUGAACGGGGAGUGCGUUCCUUGCACCGGUCCCUGCCCCAAGACAUGCGACGGCGUCAACGAGAUUCACUCUGGGAACAUCGACAGUUUCCGCGACUGCACCAUCAUUGAAGGGAACUUGAUGAUUUUGGACCAAACUUUCAAGGGCUUCCAGCAGAUUUACGCAAACUUCAGUUUUGGCCCUCGUUACCAGAUGAUGCAUCCAGACAACCUGGAGGUCUUCAGCACCUUGCGCGAAGUUACGGGCUUUGUCAACAUCCAAGGAUAUCAUAAGGAUUUCACAAAUUUGUCCUACUUCAGGAAUCUGGAAGUGAUCGGAGGAAGGGCACUCACCGAAUAUUUUGCUUCCCUGUACAUUGUGAAAACGUCACUCCAGUCUCUGGGCUUGCGUUCCCUAAAGAAGAUUCAUGCUGGAAGCGUGGCCAUACUGGAGAACAAGAACCUUUGCUUCGCUCAGAACAUUGAUUGGAAGAAAAUCAAGAAGUCAUUAUCUCAUGGAAUAUUGCUGCAAAACAAUAAACCAGAGCUUGAUUGCAAGGCGGAGGGCCUGGUGUGCGACCCCGAGUGCACCGCGGAGGGCUGCUGGGGCCCCGGGCCCGACCAGUGUCUCUCCUGCACGCACUUCCAGAUGGGCGACAAGUGCCUGCCCGACUGCGACUCUGUCUCCGGCAUGUACAAGUCCGGCGCGAAGGUGUGUGAGCCGUGCCACGAGGAGUGCGAGCUGAUGUGCCACGGGCCGGGUCCCGGGAACUGCACCACGUGCAGGCACGUGCGCGACGGGCCCUUCUGCGCGCAGGCGUGCCCCGUCAGCAAGUACGACGACCGCGGGGAGUGCCGGCCGUGCCACGAGAACUGCGUGGGCGGCUGCUCCGGUCCGGCCAACACCAUUGGCCCCGGCGGCUGCCGCUCGUGCCACAAGGCCGUCAUCAACGGCGACGUCCACGUGGAGACGUGUCUGGGCCGGAACGAGACGUGCCCCGACGGGCACUUCCCGGAGUACGUGAGCCCCCAGGAGCAGGGGGAGCUGCGCGCGCUGGCCAGCAAGGUGGCGUGCCGGCGCUGCCACCCGCGCUGCCGGCGCUGCACGGGCUACGGCUUCCACGAGCAGGUGUGCCAGGAGUGCGCGGCCUACAAGCGCGGGGAGCAGUGCGAGGACGAGUGCGCGCCCGACCACUUCGUGCACGAGGACACGCGCUCCUGCCUGCCGUGCUCGCUCGAGUGCCGCAGCUGCUACGGGCCCGGCACGGCGCGCUGCUUCAGCUGCCGCAACUACCGCGUCUACCAGAAUGGAGUGUAUGCAGACAACUCCACUGCGUUCAACUGCACAGCACACUGUCCGUCAGAAUACCCGUACAAGAUCUUCCCUCAAGACGGCGAACCCUACUGCUCGACGGAACCCACAGAAAUGAGUUACCGUGGGGAGGCGACGAACAAUGCGAUGGUGAUGUGGGCGUCGAUCGGCGCGAGCCUGGCGCUGGCGGUGAUAGUGACGGGCCUGAUCGUGUGCUGCGUCUCGCGCCAGCGGGCCAAGGAGCAGGAGAACGCAGUGAAGAUGACGAGGAUGCUGACGGGGCUGGACGACGAGCCUCUCAGGACGACCAACGCCAAGCCGAACCUCGCCAAGCUGAGGAUUGUCAAGGAGGCUGAGAUCCGGAAGGGAGGCAUCCUGGGAUACGGGGCAUUCGGAACGGUGUACAAGGGCGUGUGGGUCCCGGAGGGGGAGCACGUGAAGGUCCCGGUGGCCAUCAAGGUGCUGCGGGACGGCACGGGCGCCAACACGAGCAAGGAGUUCCUGGAGGAGGCGUACAUCAUGGCGACGGUGGAGCACCCCAACCUGCUGCGGCUGCUUGCGGUCUGCAUGACGUCGCAGAUGAUGCUCGUGACGCAGCUCAUGCCGCUCGGCUGCCUGCUGGACUACGUCCGUAGCAACCGCGACAAGGUCGGCUCCAAGCCGCUGCUCAACUGGUGCGCGCAGAUCGCCAGAGGCAUGUCGUACUUGGAGGAGAUACGGCUGGUGCACCGUGACCUGGCGGCGAGGAACGUGCUGGUCCAGACGCCCAACUGUGUCAAGAUCACGGACUUUGGCCUGGCGAAGCUGCUAGACAUCAACGAGGACGAGUACAAAGCGGCCGGGGGCAAGAUGCCCAUAAAGUGGCUGGCUCUCGAGUGCAUCCAGCACAGGAUAUUCACGCACAAGAGCGACGUUUGGGCUUUCGGUGUGACGGUGUGGGAGCUGCUGACGUACGGCGGCCGGCCGUAUGAGAAUGUCCCCGCGAGAGACGUGCCCGAGCUGCUGGAGAAGGGGGAGCGUCUUCCCCAGCCCCGGAUCUGCACCAUCGACGUCUACAUGAUCAUGAUCAAGUGCUGGAUGCUGGACGCGGAGAGCCGCCCCAGCUUCAAGGAGCUUGCCGAGGAGUUUGCGAGGAUGGCUCAAGACCCGGGCCGCUACCUGGUCAUCCCGGGCGACCGCUUCAUGCGGCUGCCGGCCUACACCAAUCAGGACGAGAAGGACAUGAUUCGCAACCUCUCGUCUGUGCUGGACGGCCCAGAGCCCGUGGUCGACGCAGAUGAGUACUUGCAGCCCAAGUCACGCGCCCCCGUCGCUCUCGACCUCACCUCAUCCAACGAGUCGUCGUCCCCCGUCCCGGACACUCCCACGCUGAAGGCAUGGCCGGGAGGGGCAGCGCCCGCAGAGUCCCCCACCCCUCAGAACCAGCAGAACUGGGACCGGGAGAUGAUGCGGUACGCGGGCAGCGACGGCAGCGACGUGACGGACCGCCUGCGGCCCGCCUUGCGACAGCACGGCUCCGACGGGAGCAGCUCUCGCUACUGCAGCGACCCCCUCAACGCCAGAGCGAUGGAUGGAGGCCCGCUGCAGGAUGACUGUUUCGACAACAACAAUGGGGCUGCCAAAGUUGGCGCCCUGAAACUGGACCUGCCAGUGGACGAAGAUGACUACUUAAUGCCUCUACCACAGCAGAUCCAGAAUGCAACCAUGUACAUGGAUAUAAUUGGAGAUGCCAAGAUAUCAGAUAACCCGGAAGCAAGGAACGGAGUUUACCGCAGCUUCCCCGACUUCCUUCCGCUGGCUGGGAGGACCAAGACGAGCAUCGACAACCCAGAGUACAUCAUGAACAGCUCGGACCCAGGCCUGGUGCACCUCUCCAACACGCUGGGGAUCCCCACGAGCGAGUGCGCCCAGCCCACGUGCAACGGCAGCGUGCCUCAGCGGCCGUACGUCACCCAGCAGAAGUCCUCGGAGGAGGAGUCCGACCACGAGUACUACAAUGACUUCGACAGGCUCCAGCGCGAGCUGCAGCCGCUCAAGCCCAUGAGGAGGAACGAAACCACCGUCUAGCGUCUGCCGUAGUGCGGCAAGACACUACCGUUUCCUCGUCGGAGGCGGCAACGGUUAUGAGGAUAGGAAACAAGUAUUUGAAAACUCGUGCUCAGGAAUCAUACCUGUGUUAUGUCUACCCACUAUUAGUGUGUUACACAAGUACCAAUCUGUAGAACUUAUUUUUAAUUUUUUCUCUGACAGUGAAGUCGUAAUGCAAACAGCGUUGAACGCUUUUAGGGGGUAAAAAGUGAUAAUGUGUCUUAAGACACACACAUAACUGUUGUAUUUCAAACUUUAUGGGUGCACGCGCCAUAGUUCACAAACAUAUACAAUAAUUUCACCUCCUGUGCACACCGUACAUCAUUUGUAGAGGUGAAAGUGAAUCAUAUGAUCAUUUAGUACAGUGCUAUGAUGUAGGGUACACUUGUUCGCAAGAAAUAAACUUAAUUUGUACUCCGUAAAUGUGUCGAAAGUGAAAAAAAAAAAAAAGUGCCAGAAAUGUGAGUGAUAGAGAUUUUAACUGCAUGUUUGUGUUUUAUCCUAUGUAACGUACUCUAGCAGAAUGAUUUUGUGCAAAUAGGAAUAUCUUGCUGAUUUAUAAUCUGUUAACAAAAAAUUACUUUACUAUGAGAUAGUAAAUUAUUAUUUUGACUAUUAUUGCAUAUACAAGAAAAUGUGUUUAAAUAUUUUACAAGUUUGACUGUUCUUAAAUUUUUUAUCUGAUGGUUACAACAGUUUAUUUACUACUUUUUUUUAUUUGUAUCAUCAUAAAAAAUAAUCUUAAAUGAUCUCUGAAUAGGAUAUUUUUGCAAUACAAUAAAAGCUAUUGUGCUAACAUUUAGCCACAUACAAUAAUAAAAUUUUUAACUCUAGUCUUUAAAUAAUGAAAGUAUAAAUGUACAGUUUAAAUAAAAUGAGAGAUUCUAUAUUUGCACUUUGGCAUUAUGCUGAGAUACUUUUUCGACUGUGAUAAUUUUUGAUUAAUGUAUUUUUAAAACUAUAUAUAUGCAUUUUAUUGCGACUUGGUUCCACGAAAUGUCUGCUGUGUUUGGGCCACUGCAAUAGAGAGGGACCAAUAAAACAAGAUGACAAUUAUUUGUAAAUGUGUAUGGAAGCCAUUCCUCCCAGUUCAGAUGCAGUUCUUUUAUAGAUCUCCUCCCCUAGGGAAGACAUUAAAAACAUUUGUAAGUGUGUAAGACAUAUGUACUUGUAUUAUAGUUUUAUGUGUAGUUAAAUGCCUUUUGUUGAAUGUUUUAUUGAUUAUAUUUACAAUUUUUAUACAAAGGUGCCAUUUUGUUCAGGAGUGUUUAGCACAGGGCAAUGCAGGAUAAAAACUAGUUACUAUUUAUUUACACUUUCUUCGUCUUAAAAUGAAUAACAGUUUCAGUGAUGAACGGGAGGAUUUUUUAUUAAAAUUAAAAUCUAUUGUCGAAAUUGUGUUCUAAACAGUUGAUACAUAGAAGCAUGUUAUGAAAAUAUAUUCAGUUCCCCUUUAUGUUUAUCUAAAACUAAUAAUUAUCAAACUGUUAUAAUUAAAUAUAUAUAAAGUGUCAAAUCAUUGUAGUUGAAUUGCCAUCAUUAUAUUUCACAAGUACAAAUUUUUAUGGGGAAAUAUGAGAGUUUGAAUAUGAUAAUCUGUAUUUCAAAGGGUUAUUUUUAUCUAGCUUAAAAUAGUAAUGAUUUGUAAAUUAAUGUACUAUUUUUUCUUUAAGUAGUAUAUUUCUGUUAAUUAAAAAAUAUUUAUGAAAUUUGUACUUAAAGAUAUUUUAAGUUCGUGGCUAGCAGCAAGCAUUAUCAUAAAUAUCAAAAUUUGUUAAGUGAAAUUUACUUAAGAGUUGGUAUAUGCCUUUAUUGCAAACUAGGGGGGAAAAAUCAGAUAAACAUUUGGCUGAAUUUUAGUGUAAAUACAGUAUUGCUGUUACAUUACAAGUUAAAGAAGUUAUGUGAGCAACAUUAUUCUUUUGAAGUUACAUUGGCCACUGCAAAUCACGUAGUUUAUAUCUUGUUAUUCUCGAAAAAUGAUAGGCUUAUGAGGAGCAGUAAUUUUUUUUAAGAGUGUCUGCUACCACAUAAAGAAGUACUAACACAAUUCCAAGGAAGCAUUAAAUAUAAAGUUGUUGAUAUAACUGAGUGUCAAUUGUAUCUACAAACAAAUAAUUCCUAUCUGAAAAUUGUGUGACUACUACACAUUUACACAUUGAAAUUCCAUUGCAGAAACUUUAUUCAUAAUUCCAUCCUUGUUUGAUGUUUUUUUUUAGAUUUUAAUUCAAAACAUUGUGAAACCACAUUUGUUGCAGAUGCUCUAUUAAGUCAGGUCACAAAUGAUCUUAUUGUCUAAAGGCAGCUUUAGCAAAAUUUUCUGUGUACAUUAUUAUUUUUUUUUACAAAAUCACAGAUUCCUCAAAAGCCCACAUAAUAAAUAGUUUUCCACGAGGUUUAACUGUCAACUAAAAUAAUUGUUUUUAUGAUUUUUUUUUCAGUGAAGUGUACAAAUGUAUAGCUAUAUAUCUGUUAUGAAUUUAUUCAUAAAUUAAUAUUUAGUUCAAAAUAUUCAUUACUUAUGAUUUGAUAAAGUACAGCAACUGUUAAGAUUACAGAUACAAAAACCAUCAGAUUUGAUAUUGUCAAGAUCUAAAGAAGCCAAUUUAUACUUUAAAAGUUAAGUUGAACUGGUUAACAAGACAUUGUACCUAAAGCUACUAUGUUUGUAAUAAAUAUAUGAAAUAUAUUUGUAAACUUUUUUUAGUGUUUUGCUUCCAGUUCAUAACCACAAUUAAGUUGUUGAUUGACAAUUAAGAUACAGUUAUAGCAGUAUCAGAUAAAUUUAUUAGACAGUACAGGGAGGUAGAAGGGCAGAAAAACAGAAUUAUAAUUUAAAUAUGAUACAAAACAGUAAUAAAAAUAAUCUGCUUGAAUAAAGUUUGAAUAUAAUUUGCUUAGGAAAGACAUAUGUAUAUGACAUAUACAUAUUCAGGGCGUACCGGUGUUACGAUCUGAAUUAUUGGUGGAAAUAGUGGGCACGUGGACCCGGCUUGAUACUCUUACUCAGGGCGUUACGUGGCCCGUGUGCGGCAAGAUAUUAGCCCUCCU
Messenger RNA from Bacillus rossius redtenbacheri, 7841 nucleotides. It is a transcript of the gene Egfr, whose product is annotated as epidermal growth factor receptor. The transcript is spliced from 19 exons. The record is from RefSeq and is a predicted model, not a curated record. Gene Ontology annotation, molecular function: transmembrane receptor protein tyrosine kinase activity; ATP binding. The coding region runs from base 399 to 4769 and encodes 1456 amino acids. Gene Ontology annotation, biological process: positive regulation of cell population proliferation; negative regulation of apoptotic process; positive regulation of kinase activity. Lineage: Eukaryota; Metazoa; Arthropoda; Insecta; Phasmatodea; Bacillidae. Gene Ontology annotation, cellular component: signaling receptor complex; plasma membrane; basal plasma membrane.